AUGAAUCCAAGCUCCAAUCAUGAUAUCUCAUCUGUUCAGCCUAUUGCUAAUGCUUCUGAAGUAACAGUUUUUGGUGAUCAUCGGAGGGAUGAUAGGGAGGAGUCCCAAAAAUAUGAGGGAGUACAAAAAAUCAAUGAUGGACCAAUGUAUGAAGUUUAUGUACGUGACAUUAAUGAUCAUGUAACCGAAAGCAAUCGAACAAGUAAAUUUGACAAGGCCGAGACAGCAGCCAGAGCUCAUGACUUGGUGGCCUUCAAACUUUGGGGAUCCAGAGCAAAAACAAAUUUUCCAGAAACUCAAUACAAGACAGCACUGCAGGCUAUGGCUGACAUGACACAAACUGAAGUUGUGGAUACUGUCAAAAGGUUAAGUUUCACUUUUUCCAAACUCAUGUCCAUGUAUCGUGGAGUCACCAGGUAUAUCAGAAACACAGAAGAGGAAGCGGGAAGGGCUUUUGAUGUUGAAAGCAUAAAGCUGAAAGGGCACAACGCCAUUACUAAUUUUCAUAUCAAGUUUUACAACGUUGAGGCCAUUCAGCAUGGGGAAACUGACGAGAAAAUAAUUUAUAAGCCAAAAGACAGUGUCAACAUCGCGCAAAUUUUUCGGCCUUUUGCGCAUCUUGCGAGAAUUAUGAUCAAUUGGAACGAAGAGGGGGAGCAGCAACUUGAAAGCCUAAUGGAAAUUGAUGGUGAUGUUAAUGGAUAA
Messenger RNA from Abrus precatorius (Indian licorice), 705 nucleotides. Its product is annotated as AP2-like ethylene-responsive transcription factor PLT2. The coding region runs from base 1 to 705 and encodes 234 amino acids. The record is from RefSeq and is a predicted model, not a curated record. Gene Ontology annotation, biological process: regulation of DNA-templated transcription. Lineage: Eukaryota; Viridiplantae; Streptophyta; Magnoliopsida; Fabales; Fabaceae. The transcript has 6 exons. Gene Ontology annotation, molecular function: DNA binding; DNA-binding transcription factor activity.